GGGCGGGGCGGGGCGGGGCGGCGGAGCCCUAAGGCAUCCAGACCACGCGCGGUCGAGCGUGGGGCGAGCGGCUGCGGGCAGAGAGCGCAGCGGCCCGCGAGCUCCGUGCGGAGCGGCCGGCCGGCGCGGGAGCGAAAGGACCUGAAGAUGGAGUAGUAACAAAGGCAUCCCCCAUGAUUCUGAGAACCUUUUGCUGUGGACUCCAGCCCCAGCCAGAGGCUGCAUGUGGAGCUGAAGAAACUGAUCUGCUGCUUUCCUGAGAGCCCCUUUCUCUCCUAAUUCAUGAGCCAGCAGGAUGCGGUCGCUGCGCUUUCAGAACGCCUGCUCAUAGCUGCGUACAAAGGCCAAACAGAGAAUGUGGUUCAGCUCAUCAACAAGGGUGCCAAGGUAGCGGUUACCAAGCAUGGCCGGACCCCCUUGCACCUUGCUGCCAAUAAGGGUCAUCUUUCUGUGGUGCAGAUUUUGCUGAAGGCUGGCUGUGACCUCGAUGUACAAGAUGAUGGGGACCAGACAGCCUUGCACCGAGCCACUGUGGUGGGAAAUACUGAGAUCCUCACAGCGCUUAUCCGGGAGGGAUGUGCCCUGGACAGACAGGACAAGGAUGGGAAUACAGCCCUGCAUGAAGCCGCCUGGCAUGGAUUCAGCCAGUCAGCCAAGCUGCUCGUUAAAGCUGGAGCCAACGUGCUUGCCAGAAACAAGGCAGGGAACACGGCUCUGCACCUGGCCUGCCAGAACAGUCACUCCCAGAGCACUCGCGUCCUCCUGCUGGGCGGCUCCCGGGCUGACCUCAAAAAUAAUGCAGGGGACACGUGCUUGCACGUGGCUGCACGGUAUAACCACUUGUCCGUCAUCAGACUCCUCCUCAGUGCUUUCUGCUCUGUUCAUGAAAAGAACCAGGCUGGAGACACGGCCCUCCAUGUGGCUGCUGCCCUAAAUCACAAGAAGGUAGUUAAAAUCCUGCUGGAAGCUGGUGCUGACACGACCAUUGUGAACAAUGCAGGCCAGACCCCGCUGGAGACUGCCCGCUAUCACGAUAACCCUGAAGUUGCUCUACUCCUCACCAAGGCUCCCCAGAUCUUGCGCUUCAGUCGUGGGCGAAGCCUGAGGAAAAGGAGAGAGAGGCUCAAGGAAGAGAGGAGGGCCCAGUCUGUGCCCAGAGAUGAGGUGGCACAGAGCAAGGGAAGUGUCUCAGCAGGAGACACCCCCAGCAGUGAACAAGCUGUACCCCAAAAAGAGGAAGCUAGAAGAGAUUGCCCACCAGCUUCCCAGGAUCCAAGAAAAGAUGAAAAGAGGCGAAAGUCAAGGCCAGAGGUGUCAGCACUAUCUGACCCCACCCCAGCAGCAGACCAACAGCCUGGACACCAAAAGAACCUGCACAGUCAUCACCACCCCAAAAAGAAGAGCAGACAUCGAUGUUGGUCCCCACCUCCGCCCCACGGGUUCAGGGCGUACCAGCUAUACACACUGUACCGUGGCGAGGAUGGAAAAGUGAUGCAGGCGCCAAUAAAAGGUUGUCGCUGUGAACCUCUAAUCAACAAGCUAGAGAACCAGUUGGAGGCAACUGUGGAGGAGAUAAGAGCUGAGCUGGGAUCGGUGCAGGACAAAGUGAACACAAAGCUGGGCCAGAUGGAGAGCAAGACCCAGCACCAAAUGUGCGUUUUGGAUAAACUGAUGGUGGAGCGGCUGUCAGCCGAGAGAACAGAAUGCCUGAAUCGCCUGCAGCAGCAUGCAGCUACUGAGAAGCAGGAGGGAGAGAAACGUCAGAUGUCUUUGGUGGAUGAACUAAAAGCCUGGUGCAUGUUGAAGAUCCAGAAUCUGGAGCUGAGACUUUCUGGAGAGUCUCGGACCUUUAGAGCUAAAUCCACACCAUCUCCCUCUGACUCCUCUCCAGCUGUAGACCAACCAGUGGUAGCUGCAGAGCCAGGAGCAGCUUCCGACAGCUCCUCUCAGGUUGUGAGACCCAAGGACAAGGCACUCAAUGCCACUGCUGCCCACAGACACCAGCAGGAGCUGCUUCCCUCUGACUGCACAGGCUCCGGGUUAAGAAAGGUCAAGGCCCCAGGUGCUUCCAGGUGUGAUCAGCAGACCGGGUCCUGUGUCAACCGAGGCACUCAAACCAAGAAGUCUGGGAGAAGUGGGCAGAGCAAGCAUCGAGGCCAGCAGCCGACAACCAGCAGCCCCAGUGGGCAGCAGCCAGCAGCAGCACGCAGUGGUGCCCGGGAUGCCUCCCAAGCCCUGGAGCUAACCCAGUAUUUUUUUGAGGCCGUUUCUGCACAGAUGGAAAAGUGGUAUGAACGGAAAAUUGAAGAAGCACGGACCCAAGCCAGUCAGAAAGCUCAGCAAGAUGAGGCCACACUGAAGGAGCACAUCAGAAGUCUGGAGGAGGAGCUCGCCCAGCUGCGGACAAAGGUGCACAAGUGAAGCCCAGACCCUGAGGUGGGCCCAACAGGGGUUCUGGCUUGAUAACAGCAGUGUAACUGUGUCCCAGGAGUUGGUUGUCAUGCACAAGGUGAACUUGCCUUUCAGAAAGUCACUCAUCUGUUGUGGACACAUACUUCCUGUGCUCUCAAGUUACAAGGCUUUCAAUGGUUAAAAUGAAUUCUGGGAAGAUGUUCACAAAAAGCAAGCCACACCAAGAUGAGAAGGUGUGUACCUAAGUCUGCAGCUCAAUGACAUGAAAUACGUCAGAAGCAAAGCAGAUAACUCUCUGGGAACUCCAGUAGUCAUCCAUAUCCAUGUCAACACACCGGCUGUGCCUCGACGGUCCUUCUAGCGGAGCUGGGACUCAGAUGCAGGAAGCCCUUUUUCUCCCAUGUAACUCAAGAUGCUCAUCCUUUAAAGGGGUGACAAUCUUUCAGAUUUUGAGGAAAUAACACUGUAAUGAUAUCUGUGUCCAGUAUGUCUUAAAAUAAGUUUAAGGGUCAUAUAAAUAAGGAGUAAUUGCUGAAUGUCAAAUGAGAAAAGUUUAAAACACUGGUCAGUUACUGUGGUUUUAGCCAAAUAACUGAGCAGAUUAACAUUCACCAAAAACUCCAGCCAGUUACCUUAGAUUACCUUUCUAAAGUCAAAACUUUUGUUCUGUGUUUUGUAAGAAAUAAGGCAAUAUCAGGAAAGUUUAAUUUUGAACUGACUUCACAUUGAAGAACAUCAAGCCAUCAGAAGGCUUUGUUUACUGAGUAAGAUGAACCAGACUGAGGUGGUGACGAUAUCUUGGUUGGACCUUGGAUUUGUCUUCUAAUCCUUUGGAACAUGUAACACAGAUUAUGUCUGUCUCCACAUGAUCCACAUAUGCAUAGAAACUUCUGUUCUCUAAGCCUAAGGACCUAAUACCAACUGUCCAUGUAUUGUAACUAAAAUGCUGUUCAUUGAGCCAAAGAAGUGACCUUUGUGGAGUAGUGUGCAUUAUCCCUUUGUCAAGCCAAGGUCUUCCUUUUUCUUAUAGUGACAAUCCGUGGAUAUAGACACUCCUGUAAGCAUAACAGGGUAGACAUUGUGCGUACAGGAUCUAGUGAGUCCAGUUAUUUCAUGGGACUGCCUGUCCUCAGCCUCUUGGGAGGCGCAGCCCUUUCCCAUUCUCCUUCACUGGAGUCCUGUCCUCAGCUCACUUGCCCCUGAGCCCUGCUAUGACACUACCCUGAAUAAAAUGUUGCCCACUCCUGUAGGAUUGAUCAUUCUUUAUUUAUACCCCAAAUAUUGGGAACUGCCUAAUACUAAGAGAUGAAACCCUGAGUUCAGCAAGUUAUGCUUCAAGCAGGAGUUAUUUCACUAUUAGAAUACUUAUUACCUCAAGAUACCCUUGACGAGAAAUGCAGAAAUCAACUGUAAUUGAACAUCAAGACUAGACCACAGAAUAUCUUGGUGGCAGUACUUUGAUGAUAUACCUCCUACCCAUGGGAAGCAGGCAGCUUAUCACUGUGAAUGGAUGUAUUUGUCAAGUCAUUAAGCAUAAAGACCAGGCUGUUGACUAAGGCCAGUCAGCUCCUUACCCACAGGGUUGACUUCUAAGGAAGUGGUGGUUGGCUUCUUUUGGAAGGCUUUACUGUGUACUCUACACUGGUUUUGAACUCAUGAUCUUCCUGUCUCAGCCACCUGAGUUCUGGGAUUAAAGGAGUGAGCCCCACGGCCUAUCAUGCUUUGUUUGUAACACCAGUGUUACAUUUGUUGCAACUGUUCCUCAGCAUUGUAAGGCACUGACGAUCAGCUGUGUCUUUUCCCCUUGUGCUAUGUGCAAAAACAAGCAAAUAUCCAGCUGUACUUUUACAGAUAAUUGUUCAUACCGUAUACUCUCAUAGGUCAUGUUUCAAACUGAAGCCUAAAGUGUCAACAGCUGUGGAAAAAAUACGUUAUAAAACAGUAGUUGUAUAUUAUCAAUGUCCUUUCUAAAUAACAAGUAAUUGUUAGCACAUCCCUUAGACUGUAUACUGAGUAUCUGUGACAUGUGAAAGUGUUAGUCUAGCUUUUGAUUUGGGGAGUCAAAAAUACAGGUUUUUCAUGUUUAGAUUUGUGUGUACAAGGCAUGUUGUCUAUUUUUUUUAUCACCUUGAACAUGUGUCUCCUAUAAGCAUUAAACGUUGUUUUCAGUUC
This is a messenger RNA of Arvicanthis niloticus (Nile rat), 4584 nucleotides long. The record is from RefSeq and is a predicted model, not a curated record. NCBI's taxonomy places the organism in Eukaryota, Metazoa, Chordata, Mammalia, Rodentia, Muridae.